AUGGCCGGGCUGAAAGAAGGGGACCAAUUUCCUCCGGAUGUUGUCUUCUCCUACAUCCCAUAUACCCCCGAAAGCGCGGACAUCACCAGUUGUGGAAUCCCACAAAACUACAAUGCGUCCAAAGAAUGGGCAGACAAAAAGGUAGUCCUCUUCGCCGUGCCCGGCGCUUUUACUCCGGGUUGCAGCGUGAGGCACCUUCCCGGUUACAUUGACGCCCUUCAAGAUAUCAAGGGAAAGAAGGUGGAUAUAGUGGCCGUUUUGGCGUAUAACGACGCUUUUGUUAUGAGCGCCUGGGGGAAGGCAAAUGGCAUCAAGGAUGAGAUUGUGAGUCCCCAUCUCUUUUCCAUAUAUUUGGAUUGGAAUCUUUCUCGGAAGAGGAUGGGCCAAAGUCCGUGCUUGAGAAUGAGACAGGAGGAGAGACAGGGCUACCGUCACGAGCCCACGACAGCAUGUGAUGACUUUUUGCGGUGUCCGAAGAUCACCUUCACUAAUCGUUUCCGCGUGCAAGCUAUUCCUCUCCGACCCGGAAACCAAAUUCUCGAAAUCCAUCGGCUGGACCCUUGGUGA
Molecule: messenger RNA, 567 nt
Organism: Fonsecaea multimorphosa CBS 102226
Lineage: Eukaryota; Fungi; Ascomycota; Eurotiomycetes; Chaetothyriales; Herpotrichiellaceae
Exons: 2
Coding region: 1-567 (188 amino acids)
Biological process (GO): cellular response to oxidative stress; cell redox homeostasis; hydrogen peroxide catabolic process
Cellular component (GO): mitochondrion; cytoplasm; peroxisome
Molecular function (GO): thioredoxin peroxidase activity
Source: RefSeq, a predicted model, not a curated record